Messenger RNA from Mollisia scopiformis, 1480 nucleotides. RefSeq lists its product as uncharacterized. The record is from RefSeq and is a predicted model, not a curated record. The transcript is spliced from 2 exons. NCBI's taxonomy places the organism in Eukaryota, Fungi, Ascomycota, Leotiomycetes, Helotiales, Mollisiaceae. The coding region runs from base 317 to 1267 and encodes 316 amino acids.
AGCUAGUUCGGCUCAUCUCAAAGCUUUCGCGUUCGCGUUCACUGCAUGCCUGAUCCGAUAACUUAUACAGCUCGUUAGUAAUGUCAACGGAUUGGUCGUCUCGCAUUGUAAAGCCCUACAAGGAGACAAGGUCGAUGUCGCUGAAUUGAGAGACGGCAAUCGGGUCGAUCCCAUUGGCAAGUGCCAUCGGACGGAGCUACAUGCUGUUGGGAAAUAUGAAAUUACUAUAAAUUAUAAAGAACUCAUCAUUCCUUUUUCCUAAUGAACAUUAUCAUCCCCUUCUUCGUUGGCACAUCAUUUAAUUCUAUAUCUUAACAUGGCCCAAACACUCGUCCUCAACCCACCCCUUCCCUCUCAUCUCGUCCAUCAAUUUCCGCUCCCAACUUUCAUCGAAAACCUAGCAAUCCGCUCCAAUGGCCAAAUCCUCAUCACCGUCGUCAAUACGGCGUCCUUAGUCCUGGUCGACCCAAGCAACCCCUCAACCCCAAUCGUGGUCCACAAAUUUGAAGGAGUUCUUGCUGUGACAGGUGUUAUCGAGGUCGAGCACGAUGUCUUCUACAUUGCAGCAGGAAACUUUGAUUUGAUGAAAGGCAACGAGUCUGGAAGUUAUUCCAUUUGGAAGGUUGACAUGGGAAGUUUUGAAAAAGAGGGGCAAUCGAAAGUCGAGAAGCUUUGCGAUUUGACAAAUGCGGGACUGCCAAAUGGAUUCGAAACACUUUCAAACGACAAGAGCUUCUUCUUAUUUGCAGACUCGGAAGUUGGUGCUCUCGUAAAGGUCGAUGUCAUCACUGGUGCUAGUGAGGUCUGGGUCCAAGUCGACGAGAUGAAAUGUUCACCGGAAGGACUAAAAAUUGGCAUCAACGGAAUCAAGUAUCGAGAUGGCUAUGUAUAUUGGACCAACACCAGCAAACAGCUGUUCUGUCGCAUCAAGAUUGACGAUCAUGGAAAGAUUGUGGGCGAAGCAGAAAUUGUCACAAAAGAUAUUCUCGUCGAUGAUUUUGUGUUUGACAAGAAAGGGAAUGCUUGGAUGAUGACACAUAGCAACAACACUGUGGUCGUUGUGAAGACGGAUGGCUCCUUGGUUACUGCAGCAGGAGAAUUGAAUGAGAUGACGGUGGCUGGUGGGACGGCGGGCCAAUUUGGGAGGCGGGAAGAUGAUCAGCAUAUUCUGUAUGUCACCACCACUGGAGCCCUGAGUGCCCCAGUAGGAGGUGACAAGGUUGAAGGAGGAAAGAUUGUCGCUAUUGAUACAUCGAAGUUUGAAUGAGAUGGGCUAUGGGAUUGAUACAAUGACACAGAAUUCUAGAUGCUCUACUGCGGUGGUGGAUGUCCUUGAGGGUCGAACACCACUAUCAAACGCCGCUAGCCUACCCUAUCUCUCAGACUUCUCAAACAUAUUCUUAGGCUUUCCCCUCUUCCAGUGCAUUGCCAAUUUCUCUAGAAACCCUCACUGCCUGGUCCCGAAAACCACAUAUGAGGA